Messenger RNA from Trametes versicolor FP-101664 SS1, 867 nucleotides. RefSeq lists its product as uncharacterized. The coding region runs from base 1 to 867 and encodes 288 amino acids. Lineage: Eukaryota; Fungi; Basidiomycota; Agaricomycetes; Polyporales; Polyporaceae. The transcript is spliced from 6 exons. The record is from RefSeq and is a predicted model, not a curated record.
AUGUUCCUCUGCGCUGGCACGUACCUCGUACUGGACUUCCGUCCCAUCAUGUUGGCGUUCGUUGAUCACAGCACGACUCCCGGUGGGCCUACGGCUUAUUUCAACAAUCCGGGGGCCGGGGACGCCCCGUUCCUGUGUGUCUCCGCUGCCAUUUUUGCCUUUUUGACCCUCCUCGGAGACGGAUUCAUGGCGUACCGGGUGUUCAUAGUAUGGGGCGGUGGGUAUAUAUCUCUCGUCUUGCCUGGCCUCCUAGUCAUCGGUGACCUGGUCACCACCGUUCUAUUUGGCAAGGCGCUGUUGGAAGGCGGUCCACCGACCUCUUCGGAUGUUGUGUUCACCUCAGGAGCUCGUUCGCCUUUGAUUGCGUACUUUUUGAUGACUCUCUUCACAAACUUUGGCACAACAUCCCUAUUACUCGGCCGUCUUUAUUGGCAUGAUAAACGAGCCAGAAGACAUCUCUCGGAAAAUUUGUAUGACACCGUGCCCUGGCGCGUGAUGAAGACUAUCGUACAGUCGCAAGCCGUCUACUCCGUCGGGCUGAUCUUCAACCUCGUCACGUUUUUGGCCAACUCCAAUUUGGUGCUCGUCACCAACGCCAUCCUUCCCCCGCUCAUCGGUAUAUCGUUCACGCUCAUCAUCGCCCGCAUCGGCCUCAGUGAAGCGCUAGGGGUACCGAUGCACGAAAGCACCGCGGUUUCUGGCCCCAUGCACUUCAUCGACGCCGCGCACGCAUCAUCUCCUAUGGCCAUUGACAUGUUCAUUUCGCAGUCAAGUGGCAGCGAGGACAUGGCGGAGGCGAGCCGGACGAAGCCACCUACCAAUGCACAACUGAACGGAAGCAUUAUUAGGACCGACGACAUCGCUUAG